GUGUUCGACGGCCUUAUCUCUCUCAACCUUGCCCCCACAAUGCAUUCAUCCCAAGACACCUCUUUCCCUUUGCUUUCCUUACCGUCAGAGCUAAUCCUUAAGACACUGGAUCACCUCGAUUUUCGUGCCUUGGUUCCAUGCAGAACGCUCUCUCGUCUCUUCCGUAAAAUCAUAGAUGAAGAUGUCAAUUUGCAGCACAAAAUAGAGCUAGCAGCCGCUAACAUGGAAGAAGGCUCUCAGAGCGGAUUAAGUACAGCCGUACGACUCGAUCUUUUGAAGAGGCAUCAAGCAGCUUGGAACAAACUGGAGUGGACUAGUCACAAGUCUCUUCAAAUUUUAGGUGGUCAUGUCUGGGAGUUGUACGGCGGUGUAUUCGCUCAGGCCAAGGACACCCAUAAUACUAUCUUCUUCAGGCAGCUUCCUUCUGCGCUUCGCGGUAUCGAAGAAAAGGAGUGGGAAAUCAGCAUCGUCGAGUUCCAAAUACGCGAUUUUACCAUUGACCCGGCGCAAGAUCUUUUGGUAGCCGUUGUAAAUCCUGUGGUUGUGCCAUCUCCCGGUGACUCUUUCUUGCACAUUGCGGUCCAACUUCGGUCAAUGACAACCGGUGGCCGCCAUCCUCUCGCAUCUAAUCCACCCGUCCUUGUACACAACACAAGCCUCGUAAACAAUAGACUGACAUUCAUUAUACAAAUAUGUGCCGAUAUUGUUGCGGUCAUGUUCACCAGCAAUGAGCUAUUCAUCAAUAGUGGUUCGACUGAAUUGGUACUCUGGAACUGGAAAACUGGUUGUAAAGUCAUGAAUAUUCACUGCGACGAUGAUAUGGCUAGCUUUGCUUUUCUUAGCAGUCGAUAUCUACUGGUGGGUAUGAACUGUGAUCCAAUCACCACUAUCGCGCAGCCAACUUUAAUCGUGCUGGAUAUUGAAGAUGGAACUGAAGCACGUGCAAAUUUCCACGACAUAAACUUUGUGUGCUCAUUCCAGUAUCCCCGACUCAGCCCUUCCCUUGUUCCUCUCGUAUUUUCAAUUCGAUCCGAUCCUUCUCCUGAUUGGACCUCACCACCUGGCUGUCAACUACCCUUUUGGACAGCUAGACAACACAGGCUCUACGUGAUCAGUUUGGUCCUGUCAGAUGACGAGGGCAAUAUAUCCUCGUUUGACUCGUUCGUUCCUACAGACACGUUGUUAUCUUGUUUGCGUACAUUGGAUGAUGGAGAAGAUCUACGCCAGUUCGAAUGGGAAGAGUGGGGGCCCGAGGGAACACGUUUGAUGACCUCUCCCCGAACGUCUAACGUCUGGGUGUGUUACGUUUUUGGCAUGAAAUUCGUUUCACUCCGCGCCCGCGGUAUAUCCACGAUGACCGGACCAGAUAAGGAAUACAUCGUCGAUUUGUAUGACUUCAACCACUUGGUUUUAAGCAGGGCAGAGUCGACCGGCGGAACACCGGGUGAGGACGAGGAGUGGAUCACCGCUCCCAGUAUUGUUAGCGGCGGACUCUUCGCUACCAGAGAGGUCCGCACAUCACUGCCAUACCGAAUUAUCAAACGCUCUCUACCUGAAGAUGUAAUCCCAGGAAGGAGGACAAACGCGGUCAUGUGUAGUGAAGAUGGUUUGAUUUUGGUGGCCGACGAUCCUGACGACCGCAAAUUUCAUGUUCUUUCAUUUUGAGGACGGGCGCACGAGGGAUGGAGCAGGUUGGUUGGCUUUCAUUUCAUCUACCACGGCUGCCUAUGUCCGGAUGCUUUGCAAGGUUUCACCGUGUUAUGUCCGUGCCAGACUUAUCUACGAUGGCGUUCUCUGGAUUUGGCGAUGCGAUGCAGAUAACUACCACAGCUACACCUCAUCGGAAGGCGCUCUCUGACGCCACAAAGUCUAGGUAUAUCGUUGUUACGUUCUGGUUGGAAAAGGCUAUUCACGGACGUUAUUGUAUGGGAGUAGCGCCGAGAAGAACGCGAGUAGCAAUAUAGACGCAGUUCCUCUCCUCGGUUUCAACACUGCUUGGAGUAUUAGCUUAGUGUAUAAGUACACACACUUGUGUUGUGGGCUGGUACAGUAUGACUAGUGUGUCCACGCCAGUGCACUCAGGUAGGUAGCUGUAAGGAAAUGAGGAGAAAGGGGAGUGCUGGAUCGGGCAAAUGAAAGGCCGUGCUUACAUGCGGGGAUUUCUCUACUGGAUGAUGCUGCAAACGUGAGGGUCCCAAUAGGCUGGAACGUUUCCAGAAUUGUUUUGCGCGUUUUCUGCGUUUCCUUUUUGUUUGUUAGCUUGUCUGUCUAAGUUUGCUGUUUCGCUUGUAGUGCCACUGCGAUCUUUGUCAGUACGCACUGGCCGUAGCCGCUCUACAGCAACUGGCAGAUUGGCCGCACUGCGGCUAAGACAGCUAUUUCUUCACCCAUAUGGUAAAAAAACCUGGCAAAGUUCGUAUCUGAUUCAUUUUUCUGCAUACAGGACAUUCGCAGUAAAUGCUAUGUCCUACUAGGAACUGACCACUCAUGACUCAUAUAUAAUAACCUUCAAAACGCCAUCUUCAAAAAUUUCAGACCAGCCCCACAUCCCACCGCCAUGAUAUAUCCCUCCUCUCUACCAGGUCCACACAGAAUCGUUGCUGCAGCCGUAAGGACCCAGCGGUCACAUACCUUUAAAGCUUUCUAUGCCGUUCGUGCACAAUAUCCCCUUUCCACCCUGUACACCUGACUGAACUUCUAUACAGACAAUCCGAAGCCUGCGAAAUCGUGCCCCCGUCGUCGUCGAGUCAGAUGAGCUGGAGCCAUCAGGCAAUGUAAGGACUUCGCUAACGUAUACAGCUUCUUUGUCUGACCUCGUUUCUCUUCAGGACUUUAUCCUCUCCAUCCUUCGAGCCAACCCCUCCCUCCGUGACACAAAAUCAUAUCUUGCAUCCUUCGGCGUCUGGCCGCAGGCCAUC
Molecule: messenger RNA, 2918 nt
Organism: Serpula lacrymans var. lacrymans S7.9
Lineage: Eukaryota; Fungi; Basidiomycota; Agaricomycetes; Boletales; Serpulaceae
Exons: 7
Coding region: 40-1665 (541 amino acids)
Molecular function (GO): protein binding
Source: RefSeq, a predicted model, not a curated record